Molecule: messenger RNA, 468 nt
Organism: Verticillium nonalfalfae
Lineage: Eukaryota; Fungi; Ascomycota; Sordariomycetes; Glomerellales; Plectosphaerellaceae
Exons: 3
Coding region: 1-468 (155 amino acids)
Source: RefSeq, a predicted model, not a curated record
AUGGCGGUGAGCUUUGCCUCGAAGAGGCUUGCCAAAGAGCUCAAUAAGCUGAACAAUGGUCUGCCGCCUGGGAUCGAGCUGAUCUCUGCGGACAAUUUUGAGGAGUGGUUCAUGGACAUAAGAGUACUGGACGACAAUCCGAUAUACCGCGACCAGAUCUACAGACUCAAGUUCAAGUUCUCUCCUCAAUACCCAAUCGAACCCCCUGAGGUCACAUUUUCGAAGACCACCGACCGACCGAUCCCCCUGCACCCUCACAUCUACUCGAACGGCAUCAUCUGCCUGGAUCUUCUGGGAUCUCAGGGCUGGAGCCCGGUGCAGAACGUCGAGACAAUCUGCAUGAGCCUGCAGAGCAUGCUCACGGGCAACUCAAAGGCUGAGCGACCGCCGGGCGACGAGGACUUCGUACGAAGCAAUAGGCAGCGCCCACGAGACAUCGACUUUUACUAUCACGAUAACACAGUGUAG